Molecule: messenger RNA, 1347 nt
Organism: Acipenser ruthenus (sterlet)
Lineage: Eukaryota; Metazoa; Chordata; Actinopteri; Acipenseriformes; Acipenseridae
Gene: dusp22b
Product: dual specificity phosphatase 22b
Exons: 7
Coding region: 185-751 (188 amino acids)
Biological process (GO): protein dephosphorylation; positive regulation of JNK cascade; regulation of cell population proliferation
Cellular component (GO): cytosol
Molecular function (GO): protein tyrosine/serine/threonine phosphatase activity
Source: RefSeq, a predicted model, not a curated record
GGGUCCCCCGCGUUCAACUGGAUGUAUACACAGACUUCAGACUGAAUACUGACUGUAAGCGUGUUAAAAAUCGCAAGAGUUCCAAGCUGGUCUUGUGGAAAAUUGAAAACCACAUAAAGUGAAGAACCGACCUUGUAUUUGAAAGCAUUUCAGCUGUUUUGCUAAAAUCAAGUCUGCAGUGAAAAUGGGAAAUGGGAUGAACAAGGUCCUGCCAGGUUUAUACCUUGGGAACUUUAAAGAUGCUCGGGACAGGGAAGAGCUUUCUAAGCACAAUAUCACACACAUUCUUUCAAUACACGACAGUGCUGCACCAAUACUUCAGGAGAUGACAUACCUUUGCAUUCCUGCUGCCGACUCGCCUUCACAGAAUUUGACCCAGUAUUUCAAAGAGAGCAUUAAGUUUAUUCAUCAAUGCCGGCUUCAAAAAGAAGGGUGUCUUGUCCACUGCCUCGCUGGUGUUUCCCGGAGUGUCACUCUUGUAGUUGCGUAUAUCAUGACUGUCACAGACUUGGGAUGGCAGGAUGCAUUGUCGGCAGUCCGAGUGGCUAGAGCCUGUGCUGGCCCCAACGCUGGCUUUCUGAGGCAGCUUGAAGAGUUUCAAAAAAAUGAUGUGCACAAUUUCAGGCAGUGGUUGAAAGAAGAAUACAAGCAGAACCCUUUUAAAGAUGAUGAAGAAGUUCAGAUUCUUUUAUCCAAAAGCAGCAAGACUAACAGUGUGGAAGUCAACGUCGCAGGGAUGGUGAAUACCUGACCGCAUCAUGACUGCUGCACAGCAGGAUCUAAAGCUUUGUAAGACCUUUUACCAGUUGUCCAUAAAGUCUUUUGUGUGGCAGUGCCCCUGUGGAAUAAAUGAAAAAAUAGCUCCAAGAUCAGAAAUCUAAAUCUGGUGGAUUUUUUUUUCCCCAUUAGUAACAAUUUAUCAAAUGACCUGUGAUUUGCAGGUUUCAAACUUUACCCUGGUGUCAUUUGAAAAUUCAAGAUCCUCCCUGGGUUUGUCGUGUAAAUAAUGCGGAAUUUAUGGCAUAAAAUAUGUCCUGUGCCAUGCUUGUUUGUUUUUUAGAGCAAUCAUUUGAAGAUAUUUUACGCAAAUUAUUUACCCAUUUCCUUGUUUCACUGGAGCUUUUUGCUACACGCAAGGUAUUAUUGGCAACUGCAAAAUCCUGAGCAGGCUUUUGACACAAUCUAUGGAGUGCCUAUUUGCAUGGUAUUUUAUUUUGUUAUACUGCAGGUGACAUCUUUUGUGUUGCAUCUUCCUUGAAUGGAAAAGUGGGGUUUCUGGGGUAUUGUCAUUAAUUCUGCACAACUUUACGUGUUAUUUUUGUACAGCUACCUCCAGACACGAUUGUC